Molecule: messenger RNA, 1048 nt
Organism: Theileria equi strain WA
Lineage: Eukaryota; Apicomplexa; Aconoidasida; Piroplasmida; Theileriidae
Exons: 1
Coding region: 1-618 (205 amino acids)
Source: RefSeq, a predicted model, not a curated record
AUGAAGAUCGAUGGUGUUUUAGAAAAGCUUGUUUUCCCCGACGAUAAUGCUGUUUCAAAGCUUGUUGGCGGGGGAUUGGAUGUACUUGAUCUCCAACCGGAUGAAUUUGUUAAGGCAUACUCCAAGGGAGGUGAACCGGGGGUUGUUUUGGUUGGACUCAAGACCAGCUCAAACAAGUUCCAAAAGUGUUUUGAGCUUGAAAAUGGAGCAUGGGUAAGUUCCUGCAGCUUUGAUGGUAGCCUCAAAAAGUUGAAGGAAGCUGCAAAGGAGCAACUUUCAUUCGCUAUCCAGUUGGAGGAUAAGCAGGGCAAUGCCAACUGCUCUGUAACUGAGGUCAUGAUUGCCAACCUUCAAACUCGUUUCUUUUCCCCUCAGUGUGGAUUCUAUGCUACUGAAGUUAAGGAUGGUGAGAAUUCUGUUUGGAAGGCUGAAGCUGGUCAAAAGUGUGGAUUCGUCCAUUUGUUUUCAAGGGGUGACAGCACCCUACUCACAAUGGGUAUAUUAGGUUCUAGCAACGCUGAGCAUCAUUGCUAUGAAAAGGUUGGUGGAGAAUGGAAGGAGAUUGGCUUGAAUGAAUUUCGCCAGAGAUCAUUGGAAAUGGACAGAGCUGUUCAGUAAAUGUAAUGUAAUUGUUUAAAAAUGUGGACGGGGACAAAGUUCUCCCGAAGGCUGUAAAAUAUUUUAAGUGAACAUGUAGGAUCAAUUUUAUUUCCAAAGUUGGAAAACAAGUUUGCAGUUUUGGAGUUCUUUUCCCAUUUUAAUACAGGAUUUACACUCGCUACAUGUUCCGUGGUGAGAUCAUUAUUUGCUCCGUUACUCUGCCUUGCAGGCGCUAGGAAUAUAAGGAGUUUCUACAGGUUCUCUAGUACUCGUCAGGCUCAUGCAUUAACCUCGUGGGUUGUUAUGAAUCAUCGUGCCUAAAGGGUCUGUUGAUGUCACAUUAAUGCCUUAGGGUUUUGCCGCUUGGAGGGUGUCUUUAAAUACGUUUUUCGAGAAUGUGGACAAGAAUCUCGCAGAAUCUAGCAGUCUUCCCAUGUUAGACUUAGGG